Messenger RNA from Temnothorax curvispinosus, 1318 nucleotides. RefSeq lists its product as uncharacterized. The record is from RefSeq and is a predicted model, not a curated record. The coding region runs from base 40 to 777 and encodes 245 amino acids. The transcript has 3 exons. NCBI's taxonomy places the organism in Eukaryota, Metazoa, Arthropoda, Insecta, Hymenoptera, Formicidae.
AAAUACAAAAAAAUUUGUAUUUUGUUUACAGACAGAAUAAUGACUCUGGAUACGCAGAUGGUGAAUCCUGCCUUAGAAUCUUUAUCCUAUGCGCAUCCACAAGUGACUGUAUCAUCUCAAACUUCGAUACCUCCGAAUCCCGCAAAUAUGGAACCUUUGCCGCCUGGUGUGGACUUACCAGAUACGUCUUACGAAGCUGCCACUCUGAAAGGGAUAAUAUAUAAUGCGGCGUCACAGCCAAGCAAUGCGAUUUACGCGCCUUCGAUUGCUGAUCCAACGAUACCUAUCCUAAGCCAUCAAGCGGGUCUGCUCCAGGAACCAUUUGUUCAUUAUCCAACUUUUCAUCAACAUUUGCAUAAUCAGACAAUUGCAGUUGCAAACAAACACGGUGGACAGAGUGCAAUUCAGUUCAUGGUGGGAUAUGCACCGAUUUAUACGAAUAAUAAAAUCAUCGCCAAGCCACCGGUCAAGUCCUCGAAGGAAUCUUUGGGAUCUGCCCUCGAUUCCUUUUACAACGAUAUUGCGCGUAUUGAGAAGACGGAAACGGAACGAACAGGACAGCAUCAGGAUGUCACUGCUACGGUAAUGGAGCAAGUAUCUAUUCCGACCGAAGAAACAAAACCGGAAAUAGAACUGGAAACUGUGUCCAGCGAUACGACGACGAAGGAACGGAAGAAGAAGAAGGCAAGGAUCAGCAACAGCAAGAAACAUAAGGAGAUGUCAAGCAUGGUGGCGAAGUGGCAAAGGGUACAAAAGAAUCUAGAGGACACUGUAUAAAUAAUAGAAAGCGAUUGAAAUAAAAUAAUUAAUUGCUGUACUGAUGUUGCAUAGACUGUGUUAUUAGUAUCUUUAGAUUUCAUUGUACAUAUGCAUUGUUAAAUAUCUUUUCUAUUGUGAACCAUUUUAAGUUUUUAUUCAUAAUCCGAUACGUAUAUAUUUGUUGCAAGAGUAUUACAGCAAUAUUAUUUGUAUUAUUGAACGUAGUACUUAUCUUUCGUGCGAUAUUAUGAUGAAGUUAUUAUAUAUCUUAUAAUUCAUUGUGAAUUUUGUGAUAAUUUUUAUGCACAGUAGAAUCAAAUGAUGUAUUAUGAUUAUUAUUAUUAGUUUUGCACAUUUAUAUAGUCAAAAAUAUGAGUACAUCUUUAUAAUUUGAUGUGUUCUUUCAAUGUCAAGAGGUACUGUUUCAUUGAAUUAACACAAAUUAUUUUUACACAUACGCUAAGCUCGAUUACAGAAUGUGAAUAAUGAAAUCAUACUUUAUAGGCUUUAUUGCAAAUAAGAGAAGAUGGAGUAGAAAUAAAAAACAUGAUAUUUGAUA